AUGUGCGUCUUUUGGGAUCAGGAGAUCAAGCACCACCAAGGGCUGGAAGACAUCAGCCCCUCUGAAGAGGUGACAGAUACGGAGGAUAAUGAAGAGGAGGACCUGGGAGUCCUGGACGACCAGCGGAGCAUCAUCCUCCACCUGCUCUCCCAGCUCAAACUGGGCAUGGACCUUACACGGGUGGUGUUGCCUACCUUCAUUUUGGAAAAGCGAUCACUCCUGGAGAUGUACGCCAACUUCAUGGCCCACCCUGACAUGUUCCUGUCAAUCACAGCGGGGGCCACAGCCGAGGACCGGAUAGUCCGGUUUGUGGAGUAUUACCUGACCGCCUUCCACGAGGGCCGGAAAGGUGCCGUGGCCAAGAAGCCCUACAACCCCGUGCUGGGGGAGACCUUCCACUGCUCCUGGGAAGUGCCUCGGGACAAAGUCAAACCUUUGGUCAGAUCCAACCAGGGGUCCUCCUGGGAGCCAAGCAGGGGCCCCAACAACACGCAGCAGGGCGCUGACUCACCAGCAGACUGCUACACUGUCCGGUUUGUGGCCGAGCAGGUGUCCCAUCAUCCACCUGUGUCUGGGUUCUACUGCGAGUGCCGGGAGAAGAGCAUGUGCGUCAACGCCCACGUGUGGACCAAGAGCAAGUUCAUGGGAAUGUCUAUAGGAGUGUCCAUGGUGGGAGAAGUGGCCACGGGCAAAGCACUGGGGAUAAUGGUGGUACAGGAGAGAGCCAGGUGGCUUAACCUGAUGAACCUUCCAGACCGGGAAAAAGAGGACAUCUUGGACAUGCCUAUUGGUCGAGCCGCCUUCAACGGCCCCGUGACAGUCCUUCGCUCAGGCUGCCUCACGUCCUGCCCGUUUCAAGAUUCCGAAACAGCAGAGGCCACAGCCCGCCCCGGUUCUCCAGCCCAGACUCGAGGCGAGGACGAGCUGGCCAAGAAAGUCUCCGGCAGCAGCCGCUCAGGCACAGCACAGGAAAUAUCUGAG
Notothenia coriiceps (black rockcod) is the source of this 981-nucleotide messenger RNA. RefSeq names its product oxysterol-binding protein-related protein 11-like. Lineage: Eukaryota; Metazoa; Chordata; Actinopteri; Perciformes; Nototheniidae. The annotation marks the transcript as partial. The record is from RefSeq and is a predicted model, not a curated record. Gene Ontology annotation, cellular component: membrane; cytosol. The transcript is spliced from 5 exons. Gene Ontology annotation, molecular function: cholesterol binding.